GGGAACUUUUGUUUUGGAAAGAGUCUCCGGCAAUAUAAUCCCUAGAACCCAGGCGUUUAUAUACAUCGGAUAGAGCUCCCCACUGCCAGGUAAGGCCAAAUGUAGGGGAUAUUAUCACAUUAUUGAGAUAUAACCGUCCAUUUUACCAUUAAUCCUGUAGAUCAUACACAGGGCUAUAUAUCUGUAGAAGACUGAAACUCCCAUCAUGCACAUAAAGACUGCACAUUGAUCCAUAGGUUUCCAACCAUUCUGAGCUCCUGGAAUUUGAAUCCGUUUUAAUCGUGUAUUCGUGUACAUAUUUUCCCUUAUCCUCCUGGGACUAGAGAUCAGCAUUACACAAUGAGGAAACUGUGUGAGACUGGGCCAUUCCUCACACUGAGGGAGUUGGCCAAGCUGCUGCAAAACCUCAUAUUGAAACAGAGCUGUCAAUCAAUGUGUUGAUGUUUUGACCACAUUCAUUUGCACCAAGUAGGUUGAUGAGAAAAGUUGCAAUGCAAUAGGUUAGCAGAACUUGGACUUCACCUACUAAUAUAUUGCAUGUAUAUUACACUAGGAAAAACUGAAUGAUGAUGGGAAAAAAAAUGUCUUACUUAAAGUGACACUAUAGGCACCAAAACAACCAAACUGCUUCAUUAAUGAAGCAGUUUGGUUGUGUAGAUCACGCCCCUGAAGUCUCCUAUGUUUAAUUCACUGCCAUUUAGCAGUUAAAUCACUUUUGUUUCUGUUUAUGCACCCCUAGCCACACCUCCCCUGGUUGUGACUGACACAGACUGCAUGAAAACAAAUGGGUUCAUUUCCAUCAGAUGUUAACUUGCUUUAGAAAGUUUUCUCCUGCUCUUUAAAUUGAACUUCAGUCACACACGGGAAGCUCCCGCAAGCUCUAGCAAGCUAUUUACAGAGCAGGAGAUCAGAAAUUCUAAAUUAAACAGAAUGUGCAAUAAAGGAAGUGUAAACAUUAGAUAUCUCUCUACAGGAAAUGUUUAAGCUGUGUAAAUUUAUUGUUUAGAAAAUUAAAAAGAACAAUGUGAUAUUAAAUAUUCUUUAACUAUGUUAUAGGUAUUAAAGGCGUACAAUGGCCAAGUUGGUGCAGCUUCCACCAAAGUUCCUUCCGCAGGAGUGGAGUGUUACUAACAAGACCCGCUAUGCAAAUGCUGAGUCUCAGAGAUCCAGAUCAGAGAGACUAGUUGCUGAAAGUAAACGAUUGGUUGAUGAGGUUGAAAAGAGAACUCAGAAAUCUCAACAGGAUGUCAACAAGAAGCUAGGUACCUAUUUUAUUAACUGACAAUAUUUGCAGUAAGUAGUGUUCCACAAAACGACUGUACAAAACAAGGCCUUGCAGCAUUUAGAAUUCUCACAGUGUAUUCAGAGCCCACGUCCUACUGUGCUAAAUUGCAGCCAUGGCUUUUGACCUGCAGAAGUUGAGAUAUAGUUUGGGAAGAGGUGCCUCUAUGCACAGAUGCACAGGGAAAGAAUGCAGGCCAAGAAAUUUGUUACUCUGUAGUGUGAAAAAACACACUGGCUUUAAGGGAUACAUUAGUAUAUAUAUGGGCCAAAUUGUGCACUGCUUUGAAAUACAAAAUAAAAGUUAGUAGAAGUAUACAUAUUGUUGGGAGAGAAGAAGUUUAUAAUGAUUCAUACUCAACAGGUUACUGUCCUGCAUACAUAACUCACUGGAUUUAUUACUAAAAUCACCAAAACAACUUUAGCUUACUGAAGCAGUUUUCAUGUAUAAAUCAUACCCUUGCAGUCUCACUGCUCAAUUCUCUGACAGUUAGGAAUUAUACCACUUUUGUUUCUGUCAAUGCAGCCCUAGCCACACCUCCCCUAAUUGUGACUCGCACAGUCUGCAAGGAAUACAUGACUUAAUUUUCAAUCAGAUGUUAACUUACUUUAAAAGUUGUUAUCUCCUGCUCUGUAAAUUGAGCUUUAAUUACAUAUAGGAGGCUCCUGCAAGGUCUAGCACACUAUUAACAGAGCAGUUGAUAAGAAAUUCUAAAUUAUACAGAAUUUGCAAUAAAGGAAGUGUGAACAUUAGAUGAUUCUUUACAGGAAAUGUUUAGGAAGGCUGUUCAAGUCACAUCCAGGGAGAUGUGCCUAGGGCUACAUGAACAAAGUGAUUUAAUUCCUAAAUGGUAGAGAAUUGAGCAUUUAGACUGCAGGGGUAUGAUCUAUACACCAAAACUGCUUCAUAAAGCUAAAGUUGUUUUGGUGACUAUAGUGUCCCUUUAACAUGGUAUGAAAUUGUAUUUGAUGUUAUUUCUCAGUGAAACAGACCUAUGGGCUAAUCAUUAUGUGUGGUAGAAGCUACAGGAUGUUUAAGAAAAGUUCAGUACUCACAUGGUUAAAACUACUGUACAACUAUCUUGAACCAGGGCGCAUGUGUGGAAUAUCAGGAACGCCCUAUUAGAUAACAUAUGUAAGAGAUACAUUUUAGUUUAAUUAUUGGAUGAAACUAUUGUAAUGUGGGUGUAAUUUUUGUAUUCUUUGUAUACGUAUGGAAUACAUCAUUUGUGGUAUAUAUUCUUUGUUCUCUUGUAAACGUGUGCCCAGUCGGGUAUUCCAAGACUAUUGUCUGACUGAGACUUUGCAGCUACAAAACAAUAAAUAGUCUUUGUUCUUCGACGACCUGUCUCUGGAGUGUUUGGGGUAUCCCUGCAUCAUCUCUGACCCGAGAAUUCUUCUACAUAUGCACUAAGAAUUGCUGCACAAGUCAUGUUCUUGCAAAAUAAAUCAUGAUCUUUAUCAAUUAAUUCAUUCUUGUAUGAAUCUGUUGGAAAGUUCCAUAUAUUGAGUUUGACUGACUGUUCCCUGUAUUACUAUCUUCUUCCUAUGUCAACUACAUCAUAGUGCUGUUUCUAGUCUUAGAAUGGGAUAGGAUUGUGGGAGUUGUAGUGUAACAACAGUAAGUCAUAGCUGGGCAUCUCUAGAUUGUUAAUGAUGUGUUAAAGGAGUGAGCAAUAAUCAAAAUAAAAUAUAAAACAGUGUUUCAGAGCUUUAUGGAGAUAUGUUUGACACACAUUAAAUAUUUGAUUGCAGAGCAGAGACUGGAUGAAAUCAAAUUCUGGAAGGAAGAGUUAGAUAAUAAACUUGCUGAAACUGUGAAUGAAAUUGAACAACUGGUGGCUUAUAAAAUCCGCUUGGAGAAAGCUCUGGAGGGUUGCAUGGAGCCGCUAGCAAUAGCCCAGCAAUGCUUAACGGAAAGGUAAGAGAAUAUAAAUAUUCUAUCCUUUUACACUGGUGUAAAGAGGGAAAUUAGGAUAGAAAAGAAAGACAGAGGGAUUUGUGCCCAAAAUAGGGACUGUCUCUUCUAUAUACGGACAGUUGGGAGGUAUGCAUCUAAAAAAAUAAAUAAAAAAAUGUAUAGAAUGUUUUGGAUUUUGAUUAAACGGUUGCAUUAUUUUUUUUAUCUGGUACACAGGGAGAAAAGAGCAAGGAUUGAUUUAGUCCAUGACGAGUUGGAACGGGAACUCAUUAAAGAGGUGGAAGUUAUUCAGGGGGUGAUGGCUCUGCUGGAACGAACACUUGAACAAAUCACUGAACAGAUCAGGUGAGUGUGCGAAACCCAAGAAAGCAAUACUUCUAACAACCCAUUCAAAGCAGGGUUAUUCACAAACGUGGGAAUUGAUGGAAAUUCAAAGAGACGUUUAAAACUUUUAAAUAGCUGAAUUAGAAAAAAAAAUCCAAGUCAAUUAUGAUUUCAGUUUGACUGUUUUGGCUUUAAAUCUGAAAUUUACUUUGUGAAUAACCCUGAAAAACAUCUGCUUUAGUAAAUAGUAAUCAACUAAUGUUUAACCUCUUCAUGAAAUGCUUUUUUGAGUUUCUGUGAGUUCAUAUUCUGUAUGUUCAAUUUUACGGUUUCUUGUAGCAAUUCUUCAAAGAUAAUAAAAUGUGUUAUAAAGCAUAUGCAGGGCUGUCUUUUGAUAUCCUAUUUGUAUACAAACACAAUACUAAUCGUUUUCUUCUUAAAUGCAAGACAGGGGUUGAUCUUUACAAAAAGUAAAGGGGAAAAAAAGAAAAUAAUUUAUUUAAAAAUGUUUUAUCUUGAUUUGGAUCAACAUCAGAAACAAAUAUGUAUUGUGUGUUGAACCUGAGUCGUUUUUCAACCUACAUAACUAUGUGAAAUUAUAAAAUAAAACUUUCACUUGAAAACACCAACAGUAACUUCGCUUAUAUUAACCCUUUCAUUUUUCUAACUUUUGCAGGCUGAGUCGUUCGGCUAAAUACUCACUAGAAAAGGAUGUGGCAGACAAGUUUCAGGCGAUUAAACUCGAUAACCACUGCAGUACGCUACAUAAUAACACUCCCGACAUCCAUUACACAGAUAAUGUUGUCAGGAUUCAGGGGAAGUAAGUAGGCGAGUUAAAAAAAAUAAUAAAAUUAAAGGGUGUAUAUUGUAGACAUAUUAAUUUAUUAUAAUGUUUGAAAAUGCUAUUGUAUCGGUAACUGAAGUAAUCGCAAAUGCAAAAAAGGGUUUUGUUGGUUUUUUAUUUUUUUCUGAAGCAAUAGAAUGUUUGUUUAGGUGGAAAAUUGCGUAUUUUCUAUUAUAAUUUUUUUUUUUUUUUAAAUGGAAUUUCUACCUUAUUGGAAUUCUGGCUCUCAGUCUCCUUUUCUGAGACACAGCAGGUGGAGGAAGAACUGAAAUUUAUGAAACGUUGACAAAAGAUAUUGCAUUGGUCCAGGCCCUAUAGGUCUUUGUCAAGCUAUGGUCGAAACGUUGCUGUUUUUGCUCCAAUAAAGCUGCCUUUUGGCUAUUACCUUGAGUGCUUGGACCAAUACUUUAUUUCAUAUAUCUACGUGGGGUCUGGCCGUCCUCGGAUCCAGUGCACCUUGGCUGCCUGGCGAGUGCGUUUUUUUUCAAAAUAAAAAUUUCUACUAAAAAAAAAAUAUUGCAGCUUGCUGUACAGAUGUGAAAGAGAGAGUAAUAAACAUUCAUGUAAAGUUGCCACAUUGUUACUAGAAGGCUUGUGAUUUGUUAUUGGGACCCUGCAGGCAUUAACACAGCUUUUAUGAACUCAAUAGCUUUUGUUUUCUAUAGUUAUUGAACUUUCUACAUCAAAUUUUGUGUAGUUUUUGCAAAAGUACAUACAUGUUUUGCUCCUUUACACAUCUUACUCAUGUCCUUUCUCAUGUAUCCCAUUCUAAAAUACUUACUUCAUGAUGUGAAUGUUGCUGGUGCAUUGCGGCACAGCUGCCUUUCAUUUCCUCCUACCCGCAGUGUUUCUCCCAUAAGAGAUUUGUUCAUUUCAUAAGGAAACACAGACAAGUUCUCUGUGAGUUCAUAAGUAAAACAGCUGAUAGCGGAAUUACAUAGAAACAUAGACUGUGACGGCAGAUAGGAACCAUUCGGCCCAUCAAUUCUGCCCAAUGCUUGCUUAAACUCCCUCACUGUGUUAAAGGGAUCCUAUAGGGAUCCUAUAGGGAUUAAUAUAUAUAAAACCCCUUUAGCCACUUCACUGAAUCCUGCGCCGAUUUCUCUCUGCGCUGGGUCUGGCUCUGCCCAUGCUCCUCACCCACCGACUGCUGAAAGGUUAUUCCGUGCAUCCACUCAGUGGUGUAUCCUGGUUUUGUGCCCCCCCGCCACCCCCACCCAACCCUUCCCUCCCGCUCCACCUUCUAAAUACACACACACACAGAGUCAGACACAGACACACACACACAGUCAGAGACACACACACACAGUCAGACACACACACAUUCAGAGACACACACACAGUCAAACACAAACACAGUCAGACACAAACACACACACAGUCAGACACACAUACACACACAGUCAGACACGAACACACACACACACACAGUCAGACACAAACACAGUCAGACACACACACACAGUCAGACACAAACACGGUCAGACACACACACAGUCAGAGACGCAUACACACAGUCAGACACACAACACACACACACACGGUCAGACACAACAGUCAGACACACACAGUCAGACACAAACACACACACAGUCGCACAAACGCACGGUCACGCACACAGUCAGACACACACACACUCAGACACAAACACACACACAGUCAGACACAAACACACACACCAGUCAGACACACAACACACAGACACAGUCAGACACAUACACAACACACACAGUCAGACACACACACAGUCAGACACAAACACACACAGUCAGACACACACACACAGUCAGACACAAACACACACACACGGUCAGACACAAACACACACAGUCAGACACAAACAGUCAAACACACACACACACACACACAGUGGACAGGUCAGACACAAACACACAGUCAGACACAAACACACAGGUCAGACACACACACACGGUCACACACACACACACAGUCAGUCAGACACACACACACACACACACAGUCAGACACACACAGUCAGACACAAACACACAGUCACACACACACACACACACACACAGUCACGCACACACAGUCAAACACACACACACACACACAGUCGAAGCACACACAAUCACUCACAUUAACACUUUUUUAUUUUUAUUUAAACCCCCCAGCCUCCUUACCUUUGGGAUUGCUGGGGCUUCUUUCUCCCUUGUGGUCCAGUGGCUGCCGGUCGGGCUGAUGGGCUGGCUGCUGUGCAGGCGGCUGGCGAGGGAGCACUUCCCCUGAGCAGAGUGAGGCUGGGAGCCGGUUUGAUGACGUCAUCGACCCGGCUCCCAGCCUCACUGUGCGGCGCGCGAGGGAGCUGAGCAGACCACUCAGGGGAAGUGCUCCCUCGCCAGCCGCCCGCCAGCCCAGCAUGUAUGUUAGCAGCUUUUUUUGCCGCCCCCUGAAAAAUGCCGCCCAAUGCAAAUGCCUUGUUUGCCUCGAGGCUAAUACGCCCCUGCAUCCAUUACCCUCUCAGUAAAGUAAUACUUCCGGAUAUUAUAUUUAAACCUUUGCCCAUCUAAUUUAAGACUAUGUCCUCUUGUUGUGGUAGUUUUUCUUCUAUUAAAUAUAGUCUCCUCCUUUACUGUGUUGAUUCCCUUUAUGUAUUUAAAUGUUUCUAUCAUAUCCCCCCUGUCUCGUCUUUCCUCCAAGCUAUGCAUGUUAAGUUCCUUUAACCUUUCCUGGUAAGUUUUAUCCUGCAAUCCAUGAACCAGUUUAGUAGCCCUUCUCUGAACUCUCUCCAAAGUUUCUAUAUUCUUCUAGAUACAGUCUCAGAUUCUGCGUACAAUACAGUUACAACUUCCCUAAACUCCCCCUCUCCGCAGGAUUAAGUCUGCACAAAUAUUUGUGUUGGGGCAUCCUGGUUGUCUACUCUAGGGCAUUUUAGUCUCGGUUAUUUUUCAGUCAUUAUUUAUUCAUUGCAAUAAAAAUAAAUCAGUUCCAGCAAUGAGUCUCCCUUUAAAUCCAGCAUACAGCAGUGUGUUGUAGGUUAGAUCAAAAUAAAGUACUAACCAAUCUCUCUCUGUGUCACUGCCAGCUCGGUUACACCAAAUGAAUGGGAAGAUUUCACCAAUCAGAACAUUGUAAAAGCUGAAAAGCAAAGAAAUAAUGCUUUGGCACUGCGAGCCCUGAUUGAUAGUAUUCUGUCCGAGACAGCUGGUGAUAUGCGCAAGCAGUGUGAUUCUGUGAAUUUUGCUCUGAAAAUCCGAGUGAACGAAACUAAAGAUGCCAAAAAUAAACUGGAAGUACAUUUGGCCAAGGUACAGGAUGGUAUUGGGAUGGGCAAGUUGGAUUAAAAUAUAAAUUAUGUAAAAUUUAAGGUAUCAUAAAAUUCUACAAAUAUAAUACCACAAUUCACUUGAGUCUUUACUAGAUGAGGCAAAAAUAAUUUAUGUUAACAGUCUUUGAGAAACCUUAGGAAGUGUCACAGGGGAUACAUAAUAUCAUAAAAUAUCUCACUGCAUGUGCUUUAAGGGAGACUUCUCUUCUACAUGCAAAUAUGCAUUAAAUUACUAUUUUCACUAGCACAUUCAUCCUCGUUGCACAGUGGUGCACUACUUACUAGGGCUUAAUAAAUUGUAAUGAAUAAAAUAGUCUUUUGCAUGUUCCUUAAAUAACAUCAGUUACAUCAAACCCUUAAAUGUCCCUGCCUACCCCCAAAUUUAAUUCACUUUUGCGUGGGAGAUUUGUUUCUGAUGUCUUGCUUUUACCUUGUUAAGUAAAAUAAUUAAAUAAUAGGCAUUGCAGCAAAAAUAUGACUAGCUAUAUUUAACAUGACCUGUCUCUGUUAUGGAGUGUAGAAUCAAUACAAUGAGUUCUGCUAAAUCCUUUAAAUUUCAGGUGAUGGAUGAGAUCAGUUCUCAGGAAAAGAACAUAGAACACUUGAAAAAAGCCAUUAGCGAUAAGGAAGGACCAAUCAAAGUCGCUCAGACUCGUCUGGAGACAAGAACCUUACGUCCGAACGUGGAGUUGUGUCAUGACCCUGUACAGUACAGACUCCUCAAUGAGGUUCAGGAGCUCACAACCAAUGUAGAAAGGUGAGAGUGGCAAUAGUUCAGGAUAUUUAGAAACAUGGAGAUCACGUAGCACUGGAGGCAGUUAUUUAUCUGGUUAGGUUGACAGUGUUGACAUACCUCAACACAAAUAUUUAUAGCAAAAAAUGGGAAUGAGACUUACAAAUAUAUCCAACAGGUUUUAUAAUUUUGUCUUUUUGACAGAACAUUUCUGAGCUGGAUAUCUGACUUCAUAGAUAAAUUAUGAGAACCACACAUUUAUAGCAACAAAACAAAAUACAAAAUGUAACCAGGUCCUGUAAUAAGAUAGUGUUGGCACAAUUGUGGGUGUGGGUUCAAGUUACAUGAAUAUUGGUAUUUCUAAAUCCACAAUUUAUUUGUUGUAUACAUACAUAACAGUGCAAAAAGAUAAAUGCUUUUAACAUGGCAAGAAAAACUGCAUGAGUGUGGACCAAAGUAUGAACCCAAAGUAUGUAGCAAACCAUGGCCAUGUGCAUUCUAACUGAAAAUGAUAAAAAAAGUCCAAAAAAACAUAGGGAAGCAGACAGAAUACUAAGUACAGGGGGAAAUAUAGUGAACCUCUAAAGCCACACAAAAGGCUAAAAGUUUGUAGUAUAGUAUUUUUAUGAUAUAGUACUUUUCUCAUGCGCGAAAUUAAGUCAUUUGCUUUGCCCAAGCAUUGCUCCACAAAUGCCUUUGACAUAAGACUGCAAAGACUAACCAUGCCAGAACUCACAACAGUGAUAUCACUAACUGAUAAGGGUUUAGAUUGCAAGUAAUCACAGUAUGCUUCAUUUUUUAAUAUUCUUCUAAAAUGUUUAAAUAAAUCAAACAUAUGAGUUAUGAUAAAAGCAGUCUACAUAUUAUGUGAUCAGUUUAGUAUUUAUUUUUAAUAUCGGUCAGGAGAAACAAGGACAUUCUUGGUGUUUUUUUUUUUUUUAAUUUAUACAUUAUCUUGACUUUACUUAGUUUAGCUUAUCUUCCCUUAUAAUAUAUAUAUAUUAUGUAUGUCAGUUUGGCAACCUUUUUGGUUUGUUUAUUUAUUUGGUAUUUUAUUUUCCUGUAGUGUUUAGAUUUACUCAAAUCCAGCUGCUGUCUUUUAACUCAAGAGAAAGACCAUUUCCUUACUUAGCAAAUCUUCCAUUAGUAUUAAGGCAACUGUGACUUCUUUCAUUGUAUUUAGUAUUAGAUUUGGAAAUUAACCAAAAUUUCUAUUACGCAGAAAAAUCCAUCUAGAAAAGUUAGGAGUAGAUUCUAUUUAGAAAAGUCCCAGAAAGCGGUGAAUGCAAACAGGGAUUUUGAUCUGUGUUUAUGAUCUGUAAACCCCUGACAAUGCUCUUAUACUCCAUAAUAGGCUCCGGGAAACUCUAAGGCUUGCAGAGAUCGAACUAAAAGGUCUCAUCCGUAACCAGCUGUCUCUAGAAGAGGAGAUCAAGGUUAAAGAGAAUACACUAUACAUUGAUGAAGUGAUGUGCAUGCAGAUGAGAGAGGCAAUAUCAAUCAACGACUUAUAAUGUAGCUUGUUAGCUCACAAUAACAUACAAAUAGCUGAAAUGUGUUUCCCACCUUCUGCCUUAAAAUAAAGUCUUAAAAAUAAUAAAGUUAA
Molecule: messenger RNA, 9998 nt
Organism: Pelobates cultripes (western spadefoot toad)
Lineage: Eukaryota; Metazoa; Chordata; Amphibia; Anura; Pelobatidae
Source: the annotation of a GenBank genome assembly